GGCACAGAAGGAGAACUGAGGCUGCAGCUCGGGUUUCAGCAGAGUGACAUGUCACCACAACUGUGGGGACAGAGAAGUCCCCGAGGUGUGGGGUACCUGCCCCCAGCUCCUGGAACAUCGUGUUUUCUGCUUGCAGAUGAAUCUCCUCGCCCAGGUAAAGGGGGAGCCAGCAGGAAGGACACCUGCAUCCAGGUGAUCCCACUCCUCUGCCAUAGUACCCAGUGCCCCUGGACCCCACAGCUGGGACCUGCCUGGUGCUGGGUCUGGGCGAGGUGGGGAGGGGGAUGUGUGGCCUGGGAGGCUAGGCUGGGCUGGGCUGCCUGCCGGCAGAGAUGGCUGGUGGCAGGGGAUGGCUGUCAGAAGAGGACAGGUCCCCGUCUUGCCCUGCCCCCUCUCCCACAGGUGAGCUCCUUCCUUCAGACCCUGCAAGCCCCGGACUGGCUGUUCCUCCAGCCCUGGCACUGGUUGGGCUCCUCGGUGCGGCAGGUUUGGGGGUGCUGGCGUGAGAAUCCCAGCCAGGUGGGCAGCUCCAGGCAGCACCCACGGGUGCUUCAGCACCUAGAGGAGGCAGCCCCUUCCCAGAGGGUUUCCAUCCAUGGAGACCCUAGACCCAAGCUGUGCUUAAGCCACCAAGGAUGUGGGAUGAGCCAGCAGGUCAGUGAUGCUGCCGGUGGCCCUGAAACAUGGCUGGGUCCCCAGGCGGUGACUGGGGCAGUGACCACGGCAGGGUUCUUCCUCUGCGAGGGGCUGCUGGGACAACACUUCAACAUGGUCCCCAACGGAGCGGCUGAGCCCCAGCCUGGGGACCUCUUCCUCUUCCCUCUGGCCUCGGGGGGCCCUGGCUGGUGGGGCGCCCACGCUGGCAUCUACUGCGGUGACGGGGAGAUCAUCCACCUGGAAGGCAGCGCAGGGAUGUCACCGUCAGGCAUCGUGGCUAAGCACGGCAAGAGCCACCUGCUGCGGGCACGGGGCCCGGCCAAGGUGCUGCGCAGGAAGGGAGGGCUGGACGUGGCUGCCCUGCAGCGCCGGGUGCGCGCGGCCAUGGAGCAGCCCGUGGAGUACGACCCCAUCGCCUGCAACUGCAUCCACUUCGCCCUCGCCCUCCUGGGGCUGGGCCACCUCGCUGGCGCCAUGGUGUCCCCAGCGCUGCAGUGAUGGAGCUGUCGGUGCUCCUGGGGCUGGAGCACCCUCGCCCGGGGGCCGGAACUGCACCAGUGAUUUGUCAGUCCUCCUGUGUGGCAAUAAACAGUUGCAUGGAA
Molecule: messenger RNA, 1259 nt
Organism: Ficedula albicollis (Collared flycatcher)
Lineage: Eukaryota; Metazoa; Chordata; Aves; Passeriformes; Muscicapidae
Exons: 5
Coding region: 49-1155 (368 amino acids)
Source: RefSeq, a predicted model, not a curated record